GACAAGCAGCACGCCGUCAUCAACUACGACCAGGACAGGGACGAGCACUGGGUGAAGGACCUGGGAAGCCUGAACGGGUGACAACGGCACAGUUGCCAUGCCCAAGCUCCUCUGUCUCCUGUCAUCUGGCUGGCCCCCAAGGCCCUGAGAAUCAUCAUCUGGCCAGAGCGCGGUGCCCAUGGCCAGUCCGUGGCGGCUCUGGUUGGGGGAAGAGGGUUUUGGAGGAGCAGGCAGCCUUACUCAGCCUGGUCAGCCUUGCCAUGGGGCCGGCCCAUGGGCAUCCCUCGGCCACCUCAGGGUCCUGGGCGCUGGGCAAGGCCAGUCCUUCAGCAGGCACCUGUCCCAUGCUCCCUGCAGGGACAUUUGUGAAUGACGUGCGCAUCCCGGACCAGAAGUACGUCCCACUGAAGCUUCAUGACGCCGUCCGAUUUGGCUAUGAUUCCAACAUGUACGUCCUAGAGCGGGUGCAGCACCGGGUCCCUGAGGAGGCGCUCAGGCACGAGAAGUACACCAGCCAGCUGCAGGUGAGCGCCCGGGGCCUGGCGCCUGGGAAGGGCGAGGCCCCGCCCCAGCAUGCCCCUUGCUGUGAGUCCUUGGCCCCCAGGCCGGAGAGGGGGGACCGGAGGCCGGGAGCAGAGGCGGCGGCCUACCGCACACCCCUGUACGGGCAGCCCUCCUGGUGGGGAGAGGAGGACGGCGGCCCCCCAGAGGACCGGCGCCGGGAGGAGCCCUACGCCGAGCGGCCCAAGGAGCUGGUGCAGCCGGACGGGGAGCUCUCUGCGACCAUGGCCGGGUUCCGGGCUGCGGCGGAGCCUCAGGGCUUCCCGUUCAGGCGGGAGCCCAGUUACUUUGAGAUCCCCACAAAAGAGGCUCCGUCCCCGCCACCGCCACCUCCGCGGCCCCCCGAGGGGGCGGCCCAGGAGGCACCGACCAAGGACACGGAGCCCAGCGGGGGUGGGGCGGCCCCCGUGGUGCAGAGCCACGCCUCCUUCACCAUCGAGUUCGACGACUGCAGCCCCGGCAAGGUGAAGAUCAAGGACCACGUCACCAAGUUCUCACUGCGGCAGAGGAGGCCCCUGGGCAAGGAGGCCACACCUGUGGAGGCCGUGUCUGCCGAGACCAAGGUGGCCGACUGGCUGGUGCAGAAUGACCCAAGCCUGCUGUGCCGGGCGGGCCCGGGCGAGGACCGGCACAGCACCAAGAGCGACCUGCCCAUCCACACCCGCACCCUGAAGGGCCACAAGCACGAGGAUGGCACCCAGAGCGACUCGGAGGACCCCACGGCCAAGGCGGCGGCAGCGGCAUCAGCUGGGGUCCCUGCGGAGGGCGGCGGGGGACCGGUGCGGCUACAGAGGCAGAUGAAACGUGACCCCCAGGAGCUGCUGCACAACCAGCAAGCCUUCGUCAUCGAGUUCUUUGACCAGGACACACCCCGCAAGAAGCGGUCCCAGUCCUUCACGCACACCCCCUCCGGGGAUCCCAAGGCCGACAGACGCCGAGGCCCCGGGCCGGCAGACAGAGACCGCUCAGGUGUCCCUGCCUCGGCGCGGGGCACGGGUGGUGGCUCGGGGCCGCAGCGGGCCAGCUCGCUCAAGCGGGAGAAGACGGAGGAGCGUCCGGGGGGCCCCUCGCCUGCCUCCCGGGGCUCCGUGCGACCCUUUGGCAGCGUGGGGCGUCGCUCCCGUCUGGCCCAGGACUUCAUGGCCCAGUGCCUGCGGGAGGGCUCUCCGGCCGCCCGGCCCAGCCCUGACCGGGCAUCCCCAGCAUCCCCGGCCCCCGAGACACCCCGAGGGGCCAGCCCUGUGGCCCCUGCGAGCCCUCCGCCGCCCCCCGCCGAGCCCCAGCUGGCCAAGGCUCGCAGACAAGAUGAGGACGACAGUCUGAGUGACGCAGGGACCUACACCAUCGAGACAGAGGGGCCGGACCCGGAGGUGGAGGAGGCCCGCCAGAUGAUCGACCAGGUCUUUGGGGUACUGGAGUCUCCUGAGCUCUCCAGGGUGUCCUCGGUGGCCUUCCGUCCGGUCAUCAGAGGGGACAGAGACGAGGCCGGUGAUGGGGUCGCCCAGCGAGUGGCCCUCCUGCAGGAGUUUGCCUCUCGGCCGGUGGGCACAGCCCCCCACGGGGAGUUACAGGGCCUCGCGGUGCCCGGCUCCCCCGGGGGUCAGAAGUGGGUGUCCCGCUGGGCCAGCCUGGCUGACAGCUACUCGGACCCAGGGCAGACAGAGGAGAGUCCUGGGCGCAGAGCUGGGGAGCCGGAGGGGGCCCCGCCUGUGCGCCAGCGACGGCGACUGCCACAGCUGCCCAGUGACCGCGCAGACAGCCCUGGGCGUCUUGAGGCCACCGGGAGGAGCGGCCCUGGGCCUCCGGAAUCGGCCAGUGAGCAGCCCGGCUGCCUCUUGGGCCAGGAGGACUUGGAGCCUGACAGCCUCAGUGACGCCAGUGGGUCAGACGGUGGGCGGGGCUCUGAGUUGGGUGCAGGCCUCCAGGAGGGAGUAGCGUGGACAAAGGGCCGGCGCUCGCCAAGGGCCCCCGGAGAGCCAGCCGCCACCUCUUUCUUCAUUGGGGACCAGAAUGCGGAGCCAGCCUUCCCCAGGCAGCCCUCUGUGGCUGCAGGGGCGGUGGAGGGCCCAGGGCGGGCGGCCCAGCCCAGCCCCGCAGCGAGGGAGAAUGUCUGCCCCAGCACUGGUGGGAGGGUGGUCGUCCGGCGGCACACAGAGCGGUCCCCGGAGCCCGAGAGCCCUGCCCCAGCCUUGGUGCGGCAGGAGAGCUUCAGCAAGGAGCCGGCCGGCGGCACCCCCGCGCCUGGCCAGCUUCCACACGUCUCCAGCCACCCCCUCCUGAAGGACCUGGCUGCCACCCGGGCCUCCCGCAUGGACCUCCACCCCCAGGACACCCGCCUGAUCCUGAAGGAGACAGAGACAGCCCUGGCAGCGCUGGAGGCCCGGCUGCUCUCCAAGCCCAUGGAGGAGGCAGAGGGCCCGAUGGGCAGCGUCCCUGGGCCGCAGGAGGAUUCCCUGUCUGGGGACUCUGACGUGGACACGGCAAGUACGGUCAGCCUGCUCAGUGGCAAGAACGGGCCCAGCCCGACCAGCCCCAAGCCCGCGGGGCCACAGAAGGAGAAGCCGCCGUCCCCAGCAGCAGCGCAGGACCCAGCAGGCAUCCCCUUGAACUGCGGCCGAGAGAUGCUCUCAGAAAAGCACCGUCAUGCCCUGGGCCCCACAGACACAGGCCGGGCGGAGCCAGGGAGGCGCCUGGCCACGCGGCGUGGCACUGGGCCCCGGGGGUCCUCGGACUGGCCUGACGAAGACCAAGGCUCUGGCCUGGCCUACCCGCCCGGCACAGACACGGUCACCUCUGACCACGAGAGCCCUGUGGCAGCUGGGGUGGGGCGGCCAGGGCCUCGCCGGAAACCGGCACCACCAGCACCAGCCCCGGCUCCCCGGGAGGAGCAGGCCCGUGGCUCUGCCCAGAAGGUACAGCAGGUGCUGACCCGCUCCAACAGCCUGUCCACGCCGCGGCCCACGCGGGCCUCCCGGCUGAGGCGGGCCCGGCUGGGGGACACCUCAGACACAGAGGCUGCUGAUGGUGAGCGGGGGCCCCGGGCCAACCCUGAGCCGGCAGGGCGGCCCGCGCCCGAGCAAGCCAAGAAGCUGUCACGCCUGGAUAUCUUGGCCAUGCCCCGAAAGCGGGCGGGCUCCUUCACGGGGCCCAGCGACUCCGAGGCGGCCCCUGCCCGCGCCGGCUUCUCGGGCCGCAGUGUCGAGUUGUACUGCUCCAGCCGCAAACCCGUCAUGGCCGAGGCUCGCACUGCCGCCGCCAGGAAGUCUGCCGGUACCGCCGUGGCCCCCCGCCAGCCCUUCAGCAGGGCCCGCCCAGGCAGCGCCCGAUACUCCUCACCCAGCACGCGUCGCCGGCAGCAGGGCUCAGACUGCACGUCCACGUCCGAGGAGGAGUACGGCUCCCACCACGGCUCCCCUAAGCACGCACGCUCCCUCGCCUCAACAGCCACGCAGACCCCGCGGGCUGGCGGCUCCAGCCGCACGCGCCCCCGGGCCCCCGGCCUCCGGGACACGGAUGACGAGGAAGAAGACCCAGACCCGUACGGCUUCAUCGUGCAGACUGCGGAGAUCGCGGAGAUCGCCAGGCACUGGUGUGCCGGGAACCUUGGGGCUGUUGCUCGUGUGCCCGCCAGUGAAAGGAGCGGCAUGGACACUGACAGGCUGAGCCAGACGCUAGUGAAGGACGUGGCCAUCCUGGCGCGGGAGAUCCACGACGUGGCUGGGGACGGUGACUCGCUGGGCUCACCGGGGCCCGCAUGCAGCCCCUCCCUCAGCAACGUGCCCAGCACCCCUGCUUCAACCAUCUCCGCCCGUGAGGAGCUGGUGCAGCGCAUCCCCGAGGCCGGCCUCAACUUCCAGAAGGUGCCCCCUGGCUCCCUGAGCUCCCAAGACUUGGACCAGAACAUGAACGACCGCUGUGGGGACUCGCUCGCCAGCAAGACACGGCCUCGGAGCCGUGAGGAGGUGAUCUUCGACAACCUGAUGCUGAACCCCGUGUCGCAGCUGUCCCACGCCAUCCGGGAGAACACGGAGCACCUCGCCGAGAAGAUGAAGAUCCUCUUUCAGAACACGGGGCGGGCCUGGGAGGAGCUGGAGGCCAGGAUCAACGCGGAGAACGAGGUGCCGCUCCUGAAGACGUCCAACAAGGAGAUCAGCUCCAUCCUGAAGGAACUGAGGCGCGUGCAGAAGCAGCUGCAAGUCAUCAAUGCCAUCGUGGACCCCAGUGGGAACCUGGACCUGCUGACCGGGAACCGGAGCCCCGCGGGCUCCGCCCAGCUCGGGAAAGGCCGGCCGGCCGCCCAGAGCCCAGGCUCGCCCCCCUUGGCCCUGCGUCUGAGGAGCUUCCCGCAGCGGGUGAACUGCGGCUCCCCAGGCCUCCCGGACCCUGCCCUCCUGCCUGACUUCCUCCCGGACGCAGAGAGGUUCCUGCUCUAGGCGGCCUCCACGUGCCCUGGGUCCAGUGCUGCCAGCGCCUCUUGUCUGCCUCCACGGCCCUUCCCGGCUGCGGACGGUUCACCGCAGACCCCCACAUGUGCCAUAACCCUGUGGGCAGGUGCCUCUGUGCCCAGACCCCCUCCCUAGCUCCCAGCCAGCGCCCCAGCUGGACGGUCCAGCCCCUGCGGCUGCCCCCGCAGACCCUCUGGCCCAGCUCCUGCUGCGGCCGUCCCGAGGGCUGGCGUCACAGGUGUGUACCCUGUCUCCUCUCUACUCCAGUUAUUUUUGUCUUUAGCUGUUAAGGGAAGAGUGGUCUGGGCCAGUACGGCAGCCCCGGGCCUGGAAGGCCAUCAUCCUGCCCGUGCGCUGGGGGCGUCUGUUCUGCUACGGGCUCUGUGGGCUCAGCAGUCCCGUCCCUGUGGGCUGGCCGGGGCCAGGCCAAGGAGGGGCUGGACCAGGGGUGGGUAUCAUUCAGUGCCAAACACGGAGCCGGGAGGGGCUGCCGGAGCCCCGGGACUCGAGGGCAGGGUGCUCCCGGCUGGCCCUGCAGCCCGCUCUGCCAUGGAGCCGGUGGCUCCUGCAGCCCCGGGGUCGGGUCGCCUGUGGAAUUGUCUGGGGUGGGAACCCCACUGCUUCGAGCCUUUGGUGCCAAUGCUACUGCCAAACCCACAAGUGUGCAGGCCGCGGCCGCGCAGGCUGGGCAUACGGGCACACAUGCUGGACACGCGCGCCCACUCUCCCGGCAAGCCCAGGUGCGCGCGCACGUGGCGGGGCCGCCCUUCCCGGCCAUGGAGGCUGGGCUCCUGCACUUGACUUCCUGCAGUCCGAGGCUGGGGCUGGGGGGAGGGAGAGGAGCCCUAGCCCUAGCCCGAGGCUGUGGGCAGCCGGGCUUCCGGAAGCUUCCUGGGCUGUACCCCUCCCCCAGCCCUUACCCUUGUCCUCCCUGAUGCUGUGGGCAUUCCUGGGGUGUCUGCAGCCAGCUCCAGGCCCUGCAGGCUGCUGUGCUCCUGGUCCUGUGGGGGCUGGGGGACACGGAGAGCCCCCAGGGACAGUCUUGCCUUCUCAGGAUUCUUCCAGCUGGGAACACGGGUGGGCAGAGUGUGCGCCGCCCCCGGGGCAGGGGGUGUUUCUGGAGCCUCUAAAGCCAAAGAGCCCGUGGGUGGUGGCAGGUGGGGGCUCGGGUGGCUGCGCACCAGCUCGGCCCCUGUGUGAGUGGCGACUGCAGGAAGGGGCCCGGCGGGCGGGUGUGAGCCCGGCCGCCAUGGGCGAUGCGUGUCUCUGUUUACGUGUAGCCGACGUGCAGUCGCGUGCAUGGGUCCUGGGCCCCCGCCCCCACGUGUCCGUGUGUGUGAGUGUGUGCAAGUGUGAGUGGUGGGCUCCCUGCCAGGACCCCGCCCCUGAGCCUGCUGUGUCCACAGGGAGGCGGCGCCGGGCCCCCUCCCGCCCCUGCAUGCCGCGCGGUUGCCCGCAGCCUGUCCCCCGGAGCGCGGUGGCUGUCCCAUCCACACCCACGCUCUGCCAUCGCCACCGCUUCUUAUUCACCCACUUCCGUCCUUCCCCUUCCAGCUUCCCCUUGGGAUUGGUAACUUACCUGUCUGGCUUCUUGGAGGUACUUCUGUCUGUCCGUCCUUGGGUGGUCUCAUGGAUGUCUUUCAGGAAACGGUUAUUUUAUAUGAGUUGUCAUGGGGUUUGUUCUAAUAAAUCAUUCUGUCACAUGGCGAA
Molecule: messenger RNA, 6716 nt
Organism: Mustela lutreola (European mink)
Lineage: Eukaryota; Metazoa; Chordata; Mammalia; Carnivora; Mustelidae
Gene: CEP170B
Product: centrosomal protein 170B
Exons: 19
Coding region: 261-4994 (1577 amino acids)
Molecular function (GO): protein binding
Source: RefSeq, a predicted model, not a curated record